Halteromyces radiatus is the source of this 1774-nucleotide messenger RNA. RefSeq names its product NADH dehydrogenase flavoprotein 1. The transcript is spliced from 5 exons. The record is from RefSeq and is a predicted model, not a curated record. Lineage: Eukaryota; Fungi; Mucoromycota; Mucoromycetes; Mucorales; Cunninghamellaceae. Gene Ontology annotation, molecular function: NADH dehydrogenase (ubiquinone) activity; FMN binding; NAD binding. Bases 202 to 1632 code for a protein of 476 amino acids.
GGAAAACAAAAUAAAAAAAAAACAGAUUGUUUUGGUCUCUUUCUCUUUAACCUCGUUCAACUUCAAAUACAAAAAAGCAAAACUUUCAAUUCUUUUGGAAAGAAAUUUUUGCUUUCCCUAUACUUCUUCCUCUGUCAUUUAUAAACUCUCCCUACUCUUUUUUUAUUUUUCUCUUAUUAUUUUGUUGAACAAUAACUAGUCAUGUUACGAUCCCUUGCUACCAAACGAGUUAGCACAACUGUCACUCGAAACUUGCGUGUGUUGCCAAAUGUUACUCGAUCUUUCGCCACUGAAGCUGACCCUAACGCCAAUCCUAUUACUGGAAAGACAACAUUCGGUAACUUAUCUGAUGAAGAUCGUAUUUUCACCAACUUAUAUUUGAAGCAUGAUUACAAACUCAAGGGUGCUUUGAAACGUGGUGAUUGGUAUAAGACCAAGGAACUUGUCCUCAAGGGUCAUGAUUGGAUCAUCAAAGAAAUGAAAGAAUCUGGUCUUCGUGGUCGUGGUGGUGCUGGUUUCCCUUCAGGUUUGAAAUGGAGUUUUAUGAACAAACCUUUGGAUGGCCGUCCUCGUUAUUUGGUUAUCAACGCUGAUGAAGGUGAACCUGGUACUUGUAAAGAUCGUGAAAUCAUGCGUGGUGAUCCUCACAAGUUAAUCGAAGGUUGCUUGUUGGCUGGUUCUGCUAUGAAGGCUAAUGCUGCUUACAUUUAUAUCCGUGGUGAAUUCUAUCAAGAAGCUUCUCAUCUUCAAGAAGCUAUUAACGAAGCUUACGCUGCUGGUUUGAUUGGCAAGAAUGCCUGCGGCUCUGGUUAUGAUUUUGACGUUUAUAUUCAUCGUGGUGCUGGUGCUUACAUUUGUGGUGAAGAAACUAGUUUGAUUGAAUCCAUCGAAGGCAAGCAAGGCAAGCCCAGACUUAAGCCUCCAUUCCCUGCUGAUGUUGGUUUGUUCGGUUGUCCUACUACUGUUACCAAUGUCGAAACUGUUGCUGUAGCUCCUACUAUUCUUAGACGUGGUGGAUCUUGGUUUGCUAGUUUCGGUCGUCCUCGUAAUAGUGGUACCAAGUUAUUCUGUAUCUCUGGUCAUGUCAACAAUCCCUGUACCGUAGAAGAAGAAAUGUCAAUUCCUUUGAGAGAAUUGAUUGAAAAACAUUGUGGUGGUGUCCGUGGUGGAUGGGAUAACUUGCUCGGUAUUAUCCCUGGUGGUUGUUCCGUUCCUGUCAUUCCUAAAGAUAUCUGUUCUGAUGUGUUGAUGGACUUUGAUGCUCUUCGUGAUGUGAACUCUGGUCUUGGUACUGCUGCUGUGAUUGUGAUGGAUAAAUCUACUGAUAUUGUUCGUGCUAUUUCUCGGUUCGCUAAAUUCUACCGUCAUGAAUCUUGUGGUCAAUGUACUCCUUGUCGUGAAGGUACCAAAUGGCUUGAAACUAUGAUGGAUCGCUUUGAAGAUGGUCGUGGUCGCCCUGAAGAAAUUGAUCAAAUCUGGGAAUUGACUAAACAAAUUGAAGGACAUACUAUUUGUGCUCUUGGUGAUGCUGCUGCUUGGCCCGUGCAAGGUUUGAUUCGCCAUUUCCGACCAGAACUUGAAUCUCGUAUGGCCGCUUUCCAAAAGUCCUUGGCAUCCUCUGCAUCUGCUUGAACAAGUACCCUUGGUGACAAUGAUCGUUGGAAUUAGUAUAUUAGUAAUACAAAGAAUUAUAUAUUUAUCGUUUUUUUCUUAGUUUGUAGAUUUUGUUUUUUUUCAAAUAAAAUAAAAACCAUUUGGAUUUUUUACCCCCCUA